AUGGAGCAAUUUGCUGCCGAAGCUUAUCCUUCUGAGGUCUCAAGAAUGAUCGCCGCUGCCUCAAACGGAGACGAAAACAAGAGUCUGUCAAAGAUGAAGAUGAAGAUGACUGAAAAUAAUGUUAUUGCAUUAGAUUCAGAGAAACAAUCUCAUUUUCUGCUAGAUCUGAAGCUGUCAAACGAUAGAUCGUUCUCAGCUAUGUCUGGUGGAAGUGGCAGUGGGUCAAGGAGAGAACUCAAUCUCUUCAGUUCUCACCUUGCGAACCCUGUCCCUUCACCUCUUCACCAUCUUCGUCCCAACCAAGUAGAGGAGAAACCCUCAGACGAAGCAGAUGAAGCGGCUCAACCGGCCAAGGUUUUCCCAUGCAACUUUUGCAAGAGAGAAUUCACCACCUCUCAAGCCUUGGGUGGUCAUCAGAACGCACACAAACAUGAGCGUCUCCUAGCCAAACGACGCCAAGGGAUUGACGUUGGGCCUUGUGGGCACCACCACUACUCGCCCUAUUAUCCAUAUUCAACCAAUUUUUCCACCCCCUACCCCUUCUACGGAUCUUACAAUAGAUCCCCACUUGGGGUCCGGAUGGAUUCGAUGAUUCAUAAGCCAAAUCCAUACUCACCAUGGCCUGCCCCACAGCCUGGCCCCGCCGGGGCCGGGUACCGAUCAUUUGGGAACGAUUUUGGCAACGAUGGGGAAGGAGGCGGGGCCAUCGGCGCGUGGUCAAGGCAGCCUUCGAUGUGGAACUCAGGACAACGCUCGAUGGAUCAGCGACUGAACUUUGAGGGACUAGGGUCUCGUAAUGGUGGGGUUGGUGGUUUGGGAAGGUUCCGUGGUGGUGGUGGCGGUGGUGGUGGUAGUAGUGGUGCUACUUCAAGAUUGGAUGAACUCAAUGAAGCUAUAAGCAAAUUUAAUGGUUCCAGUUGCAACACUAGCACUGCCACCGCUACCAAUGUUCCAAUCAACCGUGCGAGUACCGGCGGGGUCGACUUCAUCCGGCGCAACAACGAGCCUCCAAAGACUAAUAAUAAUAAUAAUAAUAAUCGUUCGGCUCCUUCCACAGGGCUUGAUUUGUCUCUUAAACUUUAA
Messenger RNA from Humulus lupulus (European hop), 1083 nucleotides. RefSeq lists its product as uncharacterized. NCBI's taxonomy places the organism in Eukaryota, Viridiplantae, Streptophyta, Magnoliopsida, Rosales, Cannabaceae. The record is from RefSeq and is a predicted model, not a curated record. Gene Ontology annotation, biological process: negative regulation of abscisic acid-activated signaling pathway. The transcript has a single exon. Bases 1 to 1083 code for a protein of 360 amino acids.